Molecule: messenger RNA, 1806 nt
Organism: Metschnikowia bicuspidata var. bicuspidata NRRL YB-4993
Lineage: Eukaryota; Fungi; Ascomycota; Pichiomycetes; Serinales; Metschnikowiaceae
Exons: 2
Coding region: 1-1806 (601 amino acids)
Source: RefSeq, a predicted model, not a curated record
AUGUACAUGAAACAAAUUUCCAUGCCAAGAGUCAAGAAAAUGAGUCUCGAUUCCAACGAGUCAUUCGAUGACUCCGGAAGACAAUUUCUCGUGCGCUUGUUUGAAGACAAAAAAUUAGGCGUUACUCAUGCCAUACGACAGAGGCUAGGGUUUGACGAUAGUCGUCUUUGGAAAAGGUUUCUGGCCCGCCGAUUGGAGCUUAUUGAUACGUUGGAUCUCAGCUCCAAGAAGGCCAGUGAUCAAGAAGACGAGAUUAGAAGGGUGGCAGAAGUCCUUCGCAUAGAGUUUCGAUAUGAUUCCCAGUAUUUUACUGACUUUGAUAAGUUGGUGAGAGCAGCUGUGCAAAGUGUAAGGAGAAACAGAAAACGUGGAACCAAAACUGGCCGGGCAAAUCUGAAACGUCGACACUUGGAUAGCGAGUCACAGUCAGAGUCUUCCAGCACAUACACACCGAGUGGGCCAAGCUCCGUAAAUCCCGAGAAAAAUCUGUUUCUCUCAGAGAUAUCCAAUCUAAACACCGAUGGAUCCGACUCUCUCUAUGACAUGAGCUAUUCUACUUCCAGAGUUAUUAGUAGCCUGGAUCGAGCACGCGCUGCCAUUGACUCGAUCAUCAGACCAACUAAUAUAGAGCGGAAAAUGUCACAAAGUGGAAUCCAGCUCCCACCACUCCUGAACGUCGCUCUGGCUCCACAUCAACUCGAUAACGAAAAGGCACUUCUGACGUUGAGAUUAUCGCUCCUUUGGUUAAUGAAAAGAUCCAAGCUGUGUCUUAGCCUGGCUUCUCUGCAUAAAAACGAGUCGCUUAAAAUCAUUGGCCAGUCUUCAAUUACAACAGUCAACGCUCUAAUGCUAGAGAGUUCAUUUUCGGGACUCACCCACACAUCUGUUGAGUAUUUGCGAGAUCGCCUUUCCCUGGCAGGGUUUCAGGCACGGUUCUACCGCAGUCUUGAGCCAGAAUGUCCUAUUUCAGGUGCCUUAGAUGACGAGACUGCGGUUUCCACCCUAGAAACUCUAGUUGGGUGCUGUGUCAAAGACUUUGGGUUUGAUUCAGUAUUAUACCUAAUCGGAGAAGCAUUCUACUUUCUAAUAUUGCUCGAAUAUCCACUAGUUCUGCGCUCUUCUGUUCACUUCCGGCGUGUGACAGACAUUCCUCAGGCCCCUGGAGUGUUCCACAGAGAUUUCGCAAAAGAUCAGCCUGUUUCUUUAAGUAAUUUGGCUGCAGUGGCGUCAGAACUUCGCAGUCAAGCUGUCUCCACCUCCCCUUCUACUGAUACACACCUGACUACUACCCCGGUAGCCCCUUUGACCCAAGAUAAGAAAGAGAAAUAUUUAGAGGUUCUUCCUUUGCCAUCAAACCCAGAGAAAGAACGAAAGCAAGUCAAACUCAAGUUUUUGUCAUCGUCUUUGAACUUCAUGUUUUCUAUUAAAAACUCCGCGCCUCCCAGGUUUGUUGAGAUAGUCGACAACGCCAAACAAGCCUUCAGGCUCAACGAAAAUCAGAUAUAUGGCUUAAGAAACAGCAAAAGUGGGCUUGUUAUCAACACCGACCUAGAUCUAGAACAAAUAUUUGCGCACGAGCAAGAGAUUGAGCUUGAAGUAUUUACGCAGAAGUUUUCCCCUAUUCCGUUUUCGGAAAUUACAACAGCCAUCACCCCCAAUCCUAGCUCGGAAGAUCGUUCAAAGAUUGUUUUGCCUUUGCCCUUGAGACAAAAUGUGCCCCCAGUGUUGCCAUCGCCCAUAGACCGAGCCCAUCUGCCAGGAUACCCGCGCCUUCCAUUUCUACCCAAAUUCCAGCCUUUACUUUGA